Messenger RNA from Chinchilla lanigera (long-tailed chinchilla), 2210 nucleotides. RefSeq names its product GINS complex subunit 4 (Sld5 homolog) (gene Gins4). Gene Ontology annotation, biological process: DNA-templated DNA replication; double-strand break repair via break-induced replication. Bases 371 to 1042 code for a protein of 223 amino acids. The transcript has 8 exons. The record is from RefSeq and is a predicted model, not a curated record. Gene Ontology annotation, cellular component: GINS complex. Lineage: Eukaryota; Metazoa; Chordata; Mammalia; Rodentia; Chinchillidae.
CGGGGCGUGAUUGGUAAGCGCCGCCUGUGCGCGGUGACGUUGCGCUUGGCGGAAAGUUUGCGAGAGGAGCGCGGGAAGGAAGCGCGGGAGUCGGGUGGGAGCGGAGGAUCCUCGCGAGCUUCGUUCUGCUGGAGCGCUCUGUCUGUCCUCCCUUCCGUCCGUCCGCGGUGCUCCUCGGAGGGAGCCGGCCGGCCGCCUCUGCCUCUCGGGAGCGGGUGUGGGUCCGGGUGGCAGUGUCGCCCCUUGGGACCUUCUUACCACCGCUGCCAGGCAGGGACAAGCCAUUGUGACCCCACUGCGCAGCGGUGCCAGGCCCUGAACGCAGGCGCGAUUCAUCUUGUAACGGAGUGGGAUUAACCACUGAGAGACGAUGACAGAGGAGCUGCACCUUGCGGGACAGGACUCCGAUGGGGAGAGCGAGGAGGUCGUCCUGACGCCUGCAGAGCUCAUUGAGAGGCUGGAGCAGGCCUGGAUGAAUGAAAAAUUUGCCCCCGAGCUUCUAGAAAGCAAGCCUGAAAUUGUAGAAUGUGUCAUGGAACAGCUAGAUCAUAUGGAAGAAAAUCUCAAAAGAGCCAAAAAGGAAGAUCUGAAGAUCAGUAUCCAUCGAAUGGAGAUGGAGAGGAUCCGCUAUGUCCUCAGCAGCUACUUGCGGUGUCGACUCAUGAAGAUAGAGAAGUUUUUCCCUCAUGUCCUUGAGAAGGAGAAAACAAGACCUGAAGGGGAGCCCUCCAGCCUCUCUCCAGAGGAGUUUGCCUUUGCCAAGGAGUACAUGGCUCACACAGAGACCUACCUGAAGAAUGUCGCCUUAAAGCACAUGCCUCCAAACUUGCAGAAGGUGGACCUCCUGAGGGCAGUUCCCAAACCAGAUCUAGAUUCAUAUGUGUUUCUAAGAGUGAAAGAGCGACAAGAAAAUAUACUGGUAGAACCUGAAGCAGAGGAGCAAAAGGACUAUGUGAUUGACUUAGAGGAGGGCUCACAGCACCUGAUCCGAUACAGAACCAUUGCACCUCUCGUUGCUUCUGGAGCAGUGCACCUGAUUUGAAACUAGCAGUAAAUACGCAUGAAGAUGGACUCAGAGGAAAUAUCAGAAGCCCUUCCUCCCACUUUGGGCCUAAGAAUGAUAAGCCAUUCUCCGGGCAGCAGGCAGCUCAGUGAUGUUGUGGAUCACUUGGACACUGGAAAGGAGCUGAGGCGGGGUUCCUAACCUGCUGUGAACACAUCCUGCCUCUUCUCUUCCUGACAACUCAGCCCACUCAACCCCACUGCUCUGUCCAUGCUGCACAUCAGGCUGAUACAGAUUCUCAUUCUGUGCACCUUUCCCUUGGUAUUUUUUGAGCUCAGAAAAGUGAAGCAAAAAUAACUUAAAAGAGGUGUCACUGCCUGUGAUUGUGGGGUUUAUUUAGUCCUAACUCGGUGAUAAUAGGAGAGUUUGUCUAACCUUCCUGGUAGGAAAAUUGUAAAUAGAUUAAGAAAAAUAGCUGCAGUCUGCUUCUACAAUACUUCACUGCAUUGUGUGAACUAAUCCUUUGGAAUAUCCAUUGUUGAACUGAAACCAGUUUCUGUCAGGUUUAACUGAAAAGCACAGCUAAACCAGUAAUGCUAUGAUUAAAUUGCAGGUGGUGGUAAAAGGAGCCUGUGGAUGCUCUCAGCUUGCAGUCUGGAAGCAGGUUCUCCCUGCUGCCAGCCCACAGCCCUAGUGGUUCCUGGCAGCUCAGCCAGGCCAUCCUUCCACCAUCCGGCCAGCCUUGGCCCGGCUCCGUGAGCGGAGCAGCAUAGCUUUCCUGCAGUGUGACCUCAGAAGUCUCUUUUCGCAUGGAAGCUCCUCCCUUUCUCCAGGGAAACAGAUGAAGUGUCCUCAUGUGCAUGUGGAGUCUCACAGUGACACCCAAGGAAGCACAUAGGCAGCGAGUGGAUUAUACUUCAAAUGUGAAGGAAGAUGGACCUCCGGUAGCACUGUCAGCACAGUACUUACACGGAUGUGAAGAAAGCUACCGGCUCUCCAGUCUUUGCUUGAUGAAAUGUCUGCAGAUUUUCACUUACAUGUGUAGGUGAUAGAACAUCAGCUGUUUCCAGGAGAAAGUAAGCAAACGCAAGGGAGUUCUCAGUGAAAAAAGCACUUGAUACUUCUUUAGUGCCUUUUGCUCCUCAGUGUUUUUACUUCAGCUAUUCAUUAAACAUGUCUGAGCAUAUAGUAUGCCAGGUACACAGUU